Messenger RNA from Orcinus orca (killer whale), 6630 nucleotides. It is a transcript of the gene ARHGAP33, whose product is annotated as Rho GTPase activating protein 33. The coding region runs from base 2374 to 6240 and encodes 1288 amino acids. Gene Ontology annotation, cellular component: actin cytoskeleton; nucleoplasm; Golgi apparatus. Gene Ontology annotation, molecular function: GTPase activator activity; phosphatidylinositol binding; protein binding. Lineage: Eukaryota; Metazoa; Chordata; Mammalia; Artiodactyla; Delphinidae. The transcript is spliced from 21 exons. Gene Ontology annotation, biological process: small GTPase-mediated signal transduction. The record is from RefSeq and is a predicted model, not a curated record.
AUAGCUGCUUAGAUAUAAGGAGAAAAAAAGAUGUUUAUAGUAGCAGAAUCUGAUCUUGGGGGGUGAGUGGGACCUAGAAAUUUUCCUGAGGAAGUUAUAUUUGAGCUGAGACAGUUAGGAAUUAAUAACUAACAAAGGGCCAUCCUAAUUGCUAUUUCUGGGUUACAAGCCACCCCAAAACUUAGUGGCAUAAAACAAUCAUUUUAUUAUGCUCAUGGAUUCUGUGAGUCAGAAAUUUGGACGGGGCAUAGUUGGUGACAGUUUGUCUCUGCUCCAUGAUGUCUAGGGGUUCAGCUGGAAAGACAAAGGUGGCUUGACAGCUGGGGGCAGAAUCUCUGGAGCUUCUUCACUCCCAAGUCUGACGUCAGGGCUCAGAUGACUUUAAGCUGGAACUACGGACUGUAGUGCCUAUACAAGGUCUCUCCAUGUGGUUUAUGCUUCCUCAGAGCACGACUACCUCAGCAGAGUUGCACUUCUCGCAUGAUGCCUCAAGGCUCCAGAGCUAGUCAUUCCAGUGGACGAAGAAUGCCUUUGCCUUUUACUACAUAGCCUUGGAAAUCACAUAGUGUCAAUUUCUAUUCAUUCCUAUUCUCUAUUGGUUGAAGUUGUCACAAUCCUGCCCAGAUGGAGAUAGACUCUACCUUUUCAUGAGAGGAGUGUGAAAGAAUUUGCAGUCGUGUUUUAAUGGCGGGGGUGGGGGUGGGGUGGCGUGCAGAGAAUACUCCGGGCAGAGGGAAAUUCAUGUGGGAAAUCCCUGUUAUGGAAGUGAGGUCAGCAAGUUCAAUAAACUGAAAUAAGUAGCUGUAAAUUUACCCCCCAGUCAAGCACUCCCUUUCCCCAAUCUUGGCUUAAAUUUUAUCCAUAGAACAUAUCGCUUUCUAAUAUUCUAUAUUUUAAAAUUCUUAUUUUGUAAACUGUCUUUUCCCACUAGCUUUUGAGCUCCAUGUGGGCAGGUUAUAUUUUCCCCUGUUUUGGUUACUGAUAUAUCCACAAAUUAAGCGAUCAGAGUUUUUGAAUGAAUGAAUGGGUGGAUCAAGGAUGUACCUUCGAGGGCCUUGUUGAGGGCAUGACCAAUGGCAAAUUCUCUUGGAAAGGGCGUUGUUACAGAGUGUUUUCUUUUUCUUUCUUUCUUUUUUAAAAAUGUACAUACCUGGUCCAGGGAUCAGAGAGCUGUGUUUAUUUAUUUAUUUAUAAUUUAUUAUUUAUUUUUGGCUGUGUUGGGUCUUUGUUGCUGCGCACAGGCUUUCUCUAGUUGUGGCAAGCGGGGGUUACUCCUGGUUGCGGUGCGCAGGCUUCUCAUUGCAGUGGCUUCUCUUGUAGAGCACAGGCUCUAGGUGUGAAGGCUUCAGUAGUUGUGGCAUGCAGGCUUAGUAGUUGUGGCUUGCGGGCUCUAGAGCGCAAGCUCAGUAGUUGUGGCACACGGGCUUAGUUGCUCCGCGGCAUGUGGGAAUCUUCCCGUACCAGGGCUCGAACCCGUAUCCCCUGCAUUGGUAGGCGGAUCUUUAACCACUGAGCCACCAGGGAAGUCCCUACAGAGUGUUUUCUGAGCCUCAGUCAACAGCGGGAACAAUUGGGACUGGCUUUAUGGGAGGUGUGGUCAUGUUCAGGCAUGCAGGCUAAAUUUAUUCCUAGGAAAAAGGAGUCAAGGCUGGAGGCCAGCCUGUAAGAAGCAGUAGAGGAGGAGGCAAGGAAAAUGUCCAGUGAGUAGCGGGAGGCUAAGUCGCAGAUUGCCUAGGGCUAUGUCCCAGGCAGAGCAUCUGAGCCAGUGAAAAACAUCCAGAGGCCAAUGUUGUUAGUAUUCUGUGGGCAGGGGAGGGGUCAAGGACUGACAAAGUGGGGUCAGAGGAUCGAGACUUUGAAGAGCUGCUUAGGGGAUGGAGAAAAGCUUGAGGCCAUGGGAGAAGCCAAUUGAAAGUGUCAGAGGAGCGGUCACUGACAGUGGACUAAGGGAUGGGUCCACAGCUUAGUGUUAGAAAUGUUAGAAGCAAAGCAUAAAGAACCUGAGGCUGUGUCUCAGGAGGGGAAUGACGGCCAAUGAAAAGCAGGCAUAGGCGUGGCGCUGUCAAACUUCGCGGGGCGGGACCGGAGAGACCGAGCCAGAAAUGAGACCCAAGCCAAUGAAAAUCCGCCAGGUGGGCGGGGCGUCGUCCUAAGGCCAAGGGUGGAGCCAAUGAGACGCUGCGCCACGUCCCCCAUUGCCCCCGCCCCUGUGAGGCUAGUGCCGGAGCCACGGGCGGCCGUUAGGGGCGGGGCCUGCAGCCGCCCGCGCGCAGCUCGCGCCCUCCCCUUUGUGUCGCCAUGGCGGCGGCAUCGGCGACGAAGACGACGAGCGAGGGGUCCAGCGCGGCCGGCGCCUGAGGAGGCUACGCGACCAUGGUGGCUCGCAGCACUGACAGCCUGGAUGGCCCAGGGGAAGGCUCAGUGCAGACCCUGCCCCCAGCUGGGGGGCCCAGUGUGAAGGGCAAGCCUGGGAAGAGGCUCUCGGCUCCUCGAGGCCCCUUUCCCCGGCUGGCUGACUGUGCCCAUUUCCACUACGAGAACGUUGACUUCGGCCACAUUCAGCUCCUGCUGUCUCCAGAGCGUGAAGGUCCCAGCUUCUCUGGAGAGAAUGAACUGGUGUUUGGGGUGCAGGUGACCUGUCAGGGCCGUUCCUGGCCAGUUCUCCGCAGUUAUGAUGACUUCCGUUCCCUGGACGCCCACCUCCACCGCUGCAUAUUUGACCGGAGGUUUUCCUGCCUCCCAGAGCUUCCCCCACCCCCAGAGGGUGCCAGGGCUGCCCAGAUGCUGGUGCCGCUGCUGCUGCAGUACCUGGAGACCCUGUCAGGGCUGGUGGACAGUAACCUCAACUGUGGGCCCGUGCUCACCUGGAUGGAGCUGGACAACCACGGCCGGCGACUGCUCCUCAGUGAGGAGGCCUCACUCAAUAUCCCUGCGGUGGCCGCUGCCCAUGUGGUGAAGCGGUACACAGCCCAGGCACCAGACGAGCUGUCCUUUGAGGUGGGAGACAUUGUCUCAGUGAUCGACAUGCCGCCCACGGAGGAUCGGAGCUGGUGGCGGGGCAAGCGGGGCUUCCAGGUCGGAUUCUUCCCCAGCGAGUGUGUGGAGCUGUUCACAGAGCGGCCGGGUCCAGGACUAAAGGGGGAUGCUGACGGUCCCCCGGGUGGUGUCCCAGCUCCCCAGGGUAUCUCCUCUCUGACCUCAGCUGUGCCCCGGCCGCGUGGGAAGCUGGCCGGCCUCCUCCGCACCUUCAUGUACUCCCGCCCUUCCCGGCAGCGGCUGCGGCAGCGGGGCAUCUUGCGGCAGAGGGUCUUCGGCUGUGACCUUGGAGAGCACCUCAGCAACUCAGGCCAGGAUGUGCCCCAGGUGCUUCGCUGCUGCUCUGAGUUUAUCGAGGCCCAUGGGGUGGUAGAUGGAAUCUAUCGGCUCUCGGGUGUGUCAUCCAACAUCCAGAGGCUACGGCAUGAGUUUGACAGUGAGAGGAUCCCUGAACUGUCUGGCCCCGCCUUCCUGCAGGACAUCCACAGCGUGUCCUCCCUCUGCAAGCUCUACUUCCGAGAGCUGCCGAACCCCUUGCUCACAUACCAGCUCUACGGGAAGUUCAGCGAAGCCAUGUCAGUGCCUGGGGAGGAGGAACGCCUGGUGCGGGUCCACGACGUCAUCCAGCAGCUGCCCCCGCCGCACUACAGGACCCUGGAGUACCUGCUGAGGCACUUGGCCCGCAUGGCGAGACACAGUGCCAACACCAGCAUGCAUGCCCGCAACCUGGCCAUUGUUUGGGCACCCAACCUGCUACGGUCCAUGGAGCUGGAGUCAGUGGGGCUGGGGGGGGCAGCAGCCUUCCGGGAGGUGCGGGUGCAGUCGGUGGUGGUGGAAUUCCUGCUCACCCACGUGGACGUCCUGUUCAGCGACACUUUCACCUCUGCUGGCCUUGACCCUGCAGGCCGCUGCCUCCUCCCCAGGCCCAAGUCCCUUGCGGGCAGCGGCCCCUCCACUCGCCUGCUGACGCUGGAGGAAGCCCAGGCUCGCACCCAGGGCCGGCUGGGGACGCCCACCGAGCCCACAACUUCCAAGGCCCCAGCUUCACCUGUGGAAAGGAGGAAAGGGGAGAGAGGCGAGAAACAGCGGAAGCCUGGGGGUAGCAGCUGGAAGACCUUCUUUGCCCUGGGCCGGGGCCCCAGCAUCCCCCGAAAGAAGCCUCUUCCCUGGCUAGGGGGCACCCGUGCCCGACCGCCACCUUCAGGCAGCCGACCUGACACUGUCACGCUGAGAUCUACCAAGAGUGAGGAGUCUCUGUCAUCGCAGGCCAGCGGGGCUGGCCUCCAGAGGCUGCACAGGCUACGGCGACCCCACUCCAGCAGUGAUGCUUUUCCUGUGGGCCCAGCACCUGCUGGCUCCUGCGAGAGCCUAUCAUCCUCCGAGUCCUCCGAGACCUCCGAGUCCUCCGAGACCUCCGAGUCCUCCGCAGCUGGGCUGGGGGCGCUCUCCGGUUCCCCCUCACACCGAGCCUCAGCCUGGCUAGAUGAUGGGGACGAGCUGGACUUCAGCCCACCCCGCUGCCUGGAGGGGCUCCGGGGGCUUGACUUUGAUCCCCUUACCUUUCGAUGCAGCAGCCCCACCCCAGGGGACCCUGCACCUCCCGCCAGCCCGGCACCCCCGGCCCCCGCCUCUGCCUUUCCACCCAGGGUGACCCCCCAGGCCCUCUCGCCCCGUGGACCCACCGGCCCUGCCUCACCCAUUGCCCUGGACAUCUCAGAGCCCCUGGCUGUAUCGGUGCCACCCGCUGUCCUGGAGCUGCUGGGGGCUGGAGGAACACCUGCCUCGGCCACCCCAGCGCCAGCCCUCAGCCCCAGCCCAGGCCUGCGCCCCCAUCUCAUCCCCCUGCUGCUGCGUGGAGCUGAGGCCCAGCUGAGCGACACCUGCCAACAGGAGAUCUGCAGCAAGCUGGCACUGCCUGGUCCCCGGGGAGCCCAAGGCCAGCAUGGUGCUGGUAUGGAUUCACCGCUGCUGCCCCCACCCCUGUCCCUCCUUCGUCCUGGGGGGGCCCCGCCCCCGCCUCCCAAAAACCCAGCGCGCCUCAUGGCCCUGGCCCUGGCUGAGCGGGCUCAGCAGGUGGCUCAGAGACAGAGUCAGCAGGAGCAGGGCAGCACCCCGUCUGCUCCCCACUCCCCUUUCCACGGCUCGCUGUCCCUGGAGGUGGGCAGUGAGCCCCCAGGGACCACAGGGAGUGGGCCACCCCCCCGCUCCCUAGCCCACCCAGGUGCCUGGGCUCCGGGACCCUCACCCUCCCUACCAAGACAACAAAGCGAUGGGAGCCUGGUGAGGAGCCAGCGGCCCACGGGGACCUCAAGGAGGGGACCCAGGGGCCCUUCCCAGGUCAGUGCCCAGCUCAGGACAGGUGGGAGGUACAGGGAUGUGCCAGAGAUGGCAGCCCACUUCCUGUGUUCUGUCCCCCCACAGGUUCCUACCCCUGGCUUCUUCUCCUCAGCCCCCCGGGAGUGCCUACCAUCCUUCCUCGGGGUCCCCAGGCCAGGCUUGUACCCCCUUGGCUCCCCAUCCUUCCAGCCCAGCUCCCCAGCCCCAGUCUGGAGGAGCCCCCUGGGUCCCCCUGCACCACUGGACAGAGGAGAGAACCUGUACUAUGAGAUCGAGGCAGGCGAGGGGUCCCCUUACUCUGGUCCCACCCGGUCCUGGAGUCCCUUGCGUUCCAUGCCCCCAGAUAGGCUCAAUGCCUCGUAUGGCAUGCUUGGCCAAUCACCACCACUCCAUAGGUCCCCCGACUUCCUGCUCAGUUACCCACCACCCCCCUCCUGCUUUCCCCACGACCACCUUGGCUACUCAGCCCCCCAGCACCCUGCCCGGCGCCCCACCCGACCUGAGCCCCUCUAUGUCAACCUAGCCCUAGGGCCCAGGGGUCCCUCACCCGCCUCUUCCAGCUCCUCCUCCCCUCCGGCCCACCCCAGAAGCCGCUCUGAUCCUGGUCCCCCAGCCCCCCGCCUCCCCCAGAAACAGCGGGCCCCCUGGGGCCACCACACCCCUCACAGGGUGCCUGGGCCCUGGGGCCCUCCAGACCCGCUCCCCUACAGGGCAGCCCCACCAGCCUAUGGAAGGGGGGGCGAGCACCACCGAGGGUCCUUGUACAGGAAUGGGGGGCAAGGAAGGGAGGGGGCUGGUCCCCCACCCCCCUACCCCACUCCCAGCUGGUCCUUCCACUCUGAGGGCCAGACCCGAAGCUACUGUUGAGCCAGAGCUAGGAGAGACCUUCCUCCUUUCUCUUCUCCCUCACUGAUCUUGGUCCAGCCUAAUCCCUUGUUUUGUAUUUUCUUGAGCUCCUGACCCCUACCCCAGGUUUCUAACUUUGUAACUUGCCUCUGAUGUGGGUCCCUAACCUGUUAUCAUAGCUUACCUACCCUGGGCUGAAGGGCAUGCCCAUCACCCCACCACCCUCCAUCCUGGGGGCUCUUGCACAAAUCUGAGAGGGUUAGGCUGACUCCCUGUCCUCCCUUUCUCUCCAGGAGUUCCCAGCAUGUCCUGUCCUGUGCACAGGGGUGGGGGGACAGCUCCUGCCAUCUCCCCCCACAUACCCCACUAAACCAUCUGACAAAAUUAAUGAAUAAAAAUGGUGAAAAUGUG